Lytechinus variegatus (green sea urchin) is the source of this 2455-nucleotide messenger RNA. RefSeq names its product zinc finger protein 600-like. The transcript has 2 exons. The record is from RefSeq and is a predicted model, not a curated record. NCBI's taxonomy places the organism in Eukaryota, Metazoa, Echinodermata, Echinoidea, Temnopleuroida, Toxopneustidae. Gene Ontology annotation, molecular function: RNA polymerase II transcription regulatory region sequence-specific DNA binding; DNA-binding transcription factor activity, RNA polymerase II-specific. Gene Ontology annotation, cellular component: nucleus. Gene Ontology annotation, biological process: regulation of transcription by RNA polymerase II. The coding region runs from base 279 to 1934 and encodes 551 amino acids.
UUCAGCUUUGCCUUCGGGGAGUUGUAUGGUACUACCUUGACGGCAGGAACGUCAGCCAUAACAACUGGUUAUCCUACAUCAGUCCAGCAAGAACCAAAGCUGAGCAGAACCUAGAGGCCUUCCAGCAUUACGGAGAUAUCUAUUACAGAGCGAUAGGUAACAUCCAACCUGGUACAGAACUCAAAGUCUUCUAUUCAGAUGAAUACAAGGAGAAGAUAGGUUGCAAAAUAAAACUGGACGAUCUGAAGUACCAAAGAGGUACCGAUGACUUCCAGUGCAUGGAAUGCAAUGCCAGGUGCAAGACCUCAAAGUUGAUGUUGAGACACAUGAAGUUCAAUCAUGAGCAGCAAGAACAGGCUACCAAUCAACAAGAAACCUCUGGUAGACAGUCAGCAUGGGGCGCCGCUUCUGCUUCGGAUCAACUCCUUCACUUUGCCAGGGAGGCCUUGUCCAAAAACAAUGCUGCCCAGACAACCUGUGAGAGCGCUGCAUCCGAGAAGGAUGUGGUCAGGGAAAAUAGGUCCAUGCUGAAGGAUAGAUUACUAAGUGGAGGCCAUCUCAAACAGAGCAUUACGCAUUCUUCAAGAUGUGGCAGAGAGGCUGAGGCAAGGAAACAUUCUAUGAUUUACAGCAGCAAGGACGCAUCGAUGGUCGAUAAAGAUGCUAUGUCGUCAGGACCAGUCGCUUCUGUAGGACUGAAUUUAGAGUGUCCAACCUGCGGUAAGAGCUUCCAGAAUGAAGGUAUGCUGGCUUCCCAUGAGUUGUUCCACCGAACAACCAUCAAAGAGUUCAUUUGCGAUGUAUGCAGCAAGGUUUCCAAGACAUUCCAAGAGCACGUCAGACAUCGGAACACCCACGCAGAGCAUCUGAAUCACUGUUUCCUGUGUGACAGCAAGUACCGUUAUGUGUCCAGUUUGUACCGGCAUUUAAGGAAUGCACACCAUAUUAAAAAGCUACGGGAGAAAUACUUCUGUCGGCUGUGCAAGGAGACAUUGCCUAACCAAACAAUCAUGAUUGCACACCGGACUGAGUGUGCACCAAGGAAACGAUGUGUUGAUAAGGAAGAGUAUCAGUGGAGACGGGAAGAAGCUGAAGCAGAGAGGAGAUCAGAGGCUAUGAAAAGCCGUAGACAAGCAACUCAAGGUUCUACUAAUUAUUAUGCCAAGGAAGUUGCCACUGAUGAAGAAGAAUCUGAUGAUCACGAGCCUCAUUCAGGGGAAGAUAAUGGAAGUUGGAUGGGCGAGGUGGAAGAGCAGAGAUCUGAGGAAGGAAUGGACUUGAGCAGUGUGGACAGUACUUCAAGCAUCAAAGACACUGAUGUUGCUGAUUUACAGCUUAGACAUCAUCAAGAAGACUCUGAUAAACUUGGCAAGAUGAUUGAUUUUUAUGACAGACCACGUCCUUUUCAUUGCAAAUAUGAUUCUUGCCCUAGGAGCUACACCACCCACCAAGAUCUCUACAGUCACAUCCGCAAUGUCCACAGACCUCAAACCAAGAAGAAAUUGGAUGGCAACCAAUGCCCUAGGACUUUCGCAUCUCAGAAAGGAUUCAACAACCACAAAGUGGAUCACACAGGCACCAAACCCUUCAAAUGCAAGCCAUGUUCCAAGUGGUUCCACACCGCGGAGCGCCUCUACAGGCACAAUCACAGAAUACACAAGAAUCGCACCAAGACGCACGAGUGCGAGGUCUGCGGCAAGAAGUUCCUGGAGGAAUUCGCGUUGAAGAAGCACGAGCAGCGUCAUCGAGGGGAGAGAAACUUUGCGUGUGAUAUUUGCGAAAGUACCUUCACCUCCAAGCACUGUCUCCAGACCCAUAUGGUGAAACACACAGGAGAGAAACCUUUCUCAUUGAACCUCUCCCUAGUUCGUCAUGCUGCUACACAUGAUUCUCUGGACGGAGCAAGCAAUAUUGUUGACAGAAGCUUCAUGUGAAAAUGACCAAACACAUCUCAAGAAGGAGGCAAAAAAUAUAUAUUUCUUCUUAUUUUCGGGGACUACUUCUCACAACCAAAUGCCUUAAUCUGUAGUGAAAGGGGAAGUUUGGCAGCUUUUGAUUUUCCUUGGCUCUCUUGAACAUUUCAGGGUUGAAUGGAUUGCCUCAAGCCCCCAAGCACCCAUGAUUUUCCCUGGUGAGAAGUCUCAACUUGCCUGGAUUCUUAUCUCAAAAAUCAUCUACAUUUUCAAUGUUUUGGGGGUCUUCAGUUAUUGCAAAGUUAUGAAAAUCACUGAUAUGAUGAUGGAGGAAAUGUGAAUUUCUGCCAUGAGAUUAAAAAAAAUUCAAGAGAAUAAGGAAAUACAAGGCAAAAGCAUUUUUGUGUCUCGCCCACUUAUGAAAAAUAACCAGAAAUAUUGUGAUUUACGAGGGCAUGCAAGGGAAUAAUAUUGAAACUUCAUUGUGAAAUGACUGGGAUGGAAUAACACUUGUCAUAAGAGCCUUGCACGUAAACUUUAAG